Molecule: messenger RNA, 119 nt
Organism: Adineta ricciae
Lineage: Eukaryota; Metazoa; Rotifera; Eurotatoria; Adinetida; Adinetidae
Source: the annotation of a GenBank genome assembly
AUGGGAUUCGAUGGGAUCCGAGUAUGGGAUUGUUCGACCUGGGAACCUAUCGAUGAAGUUACUCAUACAAAUGGUCCUGGUCAGCUCAUUGAUAAUGCACAAACAAAUGAUUCAUCUGU